AUGGGGCUUAAUUUUUGUAGUUUUGAGAAGUUUGUGGCUGGCUGUUACCUCGGAGAGAUUGUCCGUCAUAUGAUUGUAUUCCUCACGGAGAAAAACCAGCUAUUCGGCGGCAACCUACCAAUGAGCCUGAAGAAUCCAUACACAUUUCCCACAAAGUAUAUCUGCGAAAUAGAAAGAGACCCUCCUCAUCUUUUCUACACCACGGAAUAUAUUCUGCGGGAGGACUUAAAAAUCCCAAAUCUGAAGAUGGACGAUCUUCGGAUCGUGCGCUACGUUUGCAGCGCAGUGGCUCAUCGUUCCGCCUGUCUGGCCGCUGCCGGUAAGUUUUGUAUCGAGUUUUUUUCCAUAUACACAAAUGCAGUUUAUAACCCGUUCCAGCUCAGGAGGAGAUCAUGGAUUUCGGACGCUUUUUUUCCAAGAUGA
Molecule: messenger RNA, 423 nt
Organism: Dibothriocephalus latus
Lineage: Eukaryota; Metazoa; Platyhelminthes; Cestoda; Diphyllobothriidea; Diphyllobothriidae
Source: the annotation of a GenBank genome assembly